AUAGAAUGGAAAAUACGAUGUGGCAAAAGUAACAAAAUCAUAUUUUGAUCGUUGCCAUGAAACAAACACACGGGUGUUUACAAAUAUUUGUUUUUUUUUUGGUAAAUUGUUGAGAGAUUUUUAUGCCUUUUAGAGAUUUUUUUUAUAAAUAGUUUGGUGAGAGAUAUCAGAUAUGUAUCUAAAUAUUUAAAAAAAAAAAAAAAAAACCCUUUUGGAAAACAAAUCCAAUUUUUUGUGUCAAAAAAAACAAAAUCCAAUUCCCAUAUUUCUCCUUUUAUCGAACAAAAUAAGCAAAGGUUUUUUCGUUAUAAAAAUCAGGGGUUUUAGAAAGCUGUGUUUGUUCCCUUCAUUCACCUCCAUUGAAUCGCUUCUCUCUUUGAUCCUCGCCACCACCCUGAGAUUGUUUCUCUUCAGUAAUAAGAUAAGAGCUUCUAUGGAGAAUGGAGAUAUACCUGAGGAUGCCAAUGACCAUUGCCCAGGUCCUCAGUCUGAAUCAGCUGGAAAAUCUGAUUCAUGUCAAGGAUGCCCAAAACAACAAUCUUGUGCUACUGGCCCUAAAGGACCUGAUCCUGAUAUGGUUGCAAUCGCAGAAAGAAUGGCCACUGUGAAACAUAAGAUAUUGGUCAUGUCCGGAAAGGGAGGUGUUGGCAAGAGCACAUUUUCUGCCCAGUUGGCAUUUGCUUUAGCUGCAAGGGAUUUUCAAGUUGGUCUUCUUGACAUAGACAUUUGUGGUCCAAGCAUCCCAAAGAUGCUUGGUCUAGAAGGUAAAGGGCUAUCCGAGAGCAACUUUGGGUUAUCUCCUAUCUAUGUGGAGUAUAAUCUUGCAGUCAUGUCAUUUGGGUUCAUGCUUCGUGAUCCUGAUACACCUGUUACAUAUAGAGGUUCUCACAAAACUAAGAGAAUCAAGCAGUUUUUAAAAGACGUUUAUUGGGAUGAACUUGAUUUUCUAAUUGUUGAUACUCCACCUGGAACAUCAGAUGAACAAAUUACAGUUGUUCAAUCCCUAGGUGCUGCUAAUGUAGAUGGUGCAAUCAUAGUUACCACUCCUCAACAAGUCUCUCUUACUGAUGUGAGUAAAGGAGUGAAUUUUUGCAAGAGAGUUGGAGUGAAAGUUCUUGGGGUUGUAGAGAAUAUGAGUGGUCUAUCCCAGCCCAUCUCAAAUUUAAAGUUUACGAAGAUUACCGAUAAUGGUGAGAUGGAAGAUGUUACAGAAUGGACAUUGGAAUACAUGAGAAAAAAGGCGCCUGAAAUGCUAAAUUUCAUUGCCUGCAGUGAAGUAUUUGAUAGUAGUGGUGGUGGAGCGAUAACGAUGUGCAAUGAAAUGGAGGUGCCCUUUCUUGGUAAGGUUCCUUUAGAUCCACAACUUUGCAAGGCAGCUGAAGAAGGUAGAUCAUGUUUUACGGAUAAAAACUGUGUAUCGAGCGCCCCAGCAUUACAAAAUAUAAUAGACAAGAUGAUGGAAACUAGCGGGUUGUCAAUGACGGUAAGUAAUGAAGUGUAGGAGUUUUUGUCUUAAGCCAUGUAAGUCGAGGCAAUUUUGCUGCACAAUUGUUUUCUUGACAGCUAAUAUUAGACCUUAGAUUGAUCUAUCGACACAAAAAUAUGAUACACCCGCUACACACAAUUGUUUUAUGACACAUUAUUUUGUAUUUUCUUACGGCACUUGUAUUAUAUUUGAUUGCUGUCACUAUUAAGAGCAUAUGUGUUAUAUUUGAUUGCUGUCAAAGCAUAUUUGACUAUGUUACGUACAUAAUUUAAAGGGUUAAUCCUUAUUUUGCUCCUUGUAA
This is a messenger RNA of Trifolium pratense (red clover), 1787 nucleotides long. Its product is annotated as cytosolic Fe-S cluster assembly factor NBP35-like. Gene Ontology annotation, cellular component: cytosol. Gene Ontology annotation, biological process: iron-sulfur cluster assembly. Bases 434 to 1501 code for a protein of 355 amino acids. The record is from RefSeq and is a predicted model, not a curated record. The transcript has 4 exons. Gene Ontology annotation, molecular function: ATP binding; ATP-dependent FeS chaperone activity; 4 iron, 4 sulfur cluster binding. Lineage: Eukaryota; Viridiplantae; Streptophyta; Magnoliopsida; Fabales; Fabaceae.